GCGGCUACGGAAAGAUGGCGGCGCACAGUGUGAAACGUUGUUUACCACUGGUAGUUAUUCUUGGGGCCACUGGAACCGGCAAAUCCAAGUUGGCGCUUCAGCUGGGCCGGAGACUCGGAGGGGAAGUGAUCAGCGCGGACUCCAUGCAGGUAUACCAGGGCUUGGAUAUCAUCACUAAUAAAGUUACAGCUGAGGAACAGCAACUCUGUAAGCACCACAUGAUCAGCUGCGUGGAUCCACUUGUCACAAAUUUUACAGUAGUUGACUUCAGAAAUAAAGUAGUGGACCUGAUUGAAGAUAUAUUUUCAAGAGAGAAAAUUCCAAUUGUGGUCGGAGGGACAAACUACUACAUCGAGUCACUACUAUGGAACGUUCUAGUUAACACGGGUUCUUAUCCCAUGGUAAAGACAGCUCUCCUUGAAGGUAAAGUCAUAACUGACAAGAAAACUGAAUUGGAAAAAUUGGACUCUUUUGAACUUCAUGCACGGCUGAAAAAUGUGGACCCAGAUAUGGCUGCAAAAUUGCAUCCGCAUGAUAAACGUAAAGUGGCAAGGUGGAAUCAGCUACCCAACAUCAAGCCCAUGGAAAAUGCUUCUGACAAUAAUGAGAGCAAGAGAACUAGUCGACACUGUGAUUUGUGCAAUCGGAUUAUCAUUGGUGAUCGUGAGUGGGCAGCACACACAAAAUCCAAAUCACAUCUUCAUCAUGUGAGAAAAAAUAGAAAACAGGAAGAAGAAAUGAGAACUGUAGAAAAGAGGAAGAUGAGGCCCACUACAGAAAGUUUUCUACCAGAGGCGGAAGAGGCUUCUCGUACAGACUCUGUACAUGACCUACAGGAAAAAAGACUGUGUACCCAUCAUGCAGACCACGCAUCUGAUAUUCAAGACUCAGAAUCUCCAGCGCAAACUUUAAUUGACUCUAAAGGUUUAUAACCGUACACUUCAUGUAUUUUUAUUUGUUUCACCAAACUCAGCCAAAGUUUUCAGGAUUAUGUUAAUCUGUACAAAAAGUGAUGAAGCGGAUGCCCACCUUAUAAUCGUGGUUUUAGUUGCUUUACACUUGCUAUAUGAAGUGAUAUUCUCUCCUCAAUAGCGAUCUUUUUAUUUAUUUAUGUACUUUCCAUAAGCAGAGAUAUUUUAUUAAACAUUUAAUUAUCUAAAAAUGUGGCUGCGAAUAUGUGCUUUAAAGAGGACCUUUCACUAAUUUAAAAACUAAAAACGAACUAUAUGUGUGGGCAGAGCAGUCCCCCUGCACUUACUAGUAUGCCUGGGCGCCGCUCCGUUCGCCCGGUUUAGG
This is a messenger RNA of Bufo gargarizans (Asiatic toad), 1296 nucleotides long. RefSeq names its product tRNA isopentenyltransferase 1 (gene TRIT1). Gene Ontology annotation, biological process: tRNA modification. Gene Ontology annotation, cellular component: mitochondrion. NCBI's taxonomy places the organism in Eukaryota, Metazoa, Chordata, Amphibia, Anura, Bufonidae. Gene Ontology annotation, molecular function: tRNA dimethylallyltransferase activity. The record is from RefSeq and is a predicted model, not a curated record. The transcript has 6 exons. The coding region runs from base 15 to 932 and encodes 305 amino acids.